Molecule: messenger RNA, 892 nt
Organism: Oppia nitens
Lineage: Eukaryota; Metazoa; Arthropoda; Arachnida; Sarcoptiformes; Oppiidae
Product: chymotrypsin-like elastase family member 2A
Exons: 3
Coding region: 110-892 (260 amino acids)
Biological process (GO): proteolysis
Molecular function (GO): serine-type endopeptidase activity
Source: RefSeq, a predicted model, not a curated record
ACCAAAACAGGUAUGUUUCAAACAUACUGUUCCCGUCAUACCGUUUGUCGAUGUGAUCGGUAAUAUAAAGUAUUAUAAACCAUUUGGGUUGUCUGAAAAUCGGAUACAUAUGGGACAGGAUGUUGAAUAUGGUGAAUCACCAUGGACGGUUUCCAUUAUCUAUGAUGAUUUUGAUGCUUGGAGGCAAAUGAGUUGCACCGGUACUAUAAUUAAUAAACAAUGGAUAAUAACUGCYGCACAUUGUAACUAUAGAAAGUCUUCUCACAAUCAAAAUAUUUUUACAAGAAUUCGUGUGUUUGUCGGCAAUAGUCAUCGUAGAGGUACUAUUGUUCGGGUAUUUAGCGAUCAGAUAUACCGACACCCAAAAUAUAGGUUAAGAAAUAGAUUAAGUGUAUACGAUAUUGCAUUAUAUAAACUUAAUUAUGAUAUAAGUGAUCGCAUCAAUCGAUCAAUUCGCCAAUCGUUUAAAAUGAUUGAAAAUUUGGUUAAUACUGUUUGUUUGCCACAUGAAUGGGAUCCCGAGUUUAAUAGUGAGAGACAGUUUGCAACAAUGUUUGGUUGGGGACAUAUAGAUGCACCGGGACAUAGUCCACAUAUACUACAAAGUGGCCAAUUUCUACUCGAGUCAAACCGUUACUGUAGAAACAUGUUUUUAUGUACACAAUUUAGCUUACAAUCGCCACACCCUAUGAAAACCAGAGGCUGUGCGGGUGACUCAGGUGCCGGUUUAGUUCAAUAUACUGAUUGGCACCGAACCCGUGCUAUACUCAUUGGGGUAUAUGUCGGUCAUUCCGGUUCACACUAUUGUAAUGAAUCAAUUGUGGGUUUAUUUUGGGUGUCAGUUGUAAAACAUAUCGAUUGGAUUAUUGAAACGAUUGAAGAUAAUAGUUAA